Messenger RNA from Archocentrus centrarchus (flier cichlid), 2493 nucleotides. Its product is annotated as calcium-binding mitochondrial carrier protein Aralar1. Lineage: Eukaryota; Metazoa; Chordata; Actinopteri; Cichliformes; Cichlidae. The coding region runs from base 138 to 2180 and encodes 680 amino acids. Gene Ontology annotation, biological process: malate-aspartate shuttle; aspartate transmembrane transport; L-glutamate transmembrane transport. Gene Ontology annotation, molecular function: calcium ion binding; L-glutamate transmembrane transporter activity; L-aspartate transmembrane transporter activity. The transcript has 18 exons. The record is from RefSeq and is a predicted model, not a curated record.
CGCCUUGUACACAGCGGAGGACAACAAUCUGGCUAAAAAUAGUGCAGUUUCUCGGACCUCUGCCGUCCUGGUAUGCCCGCUGUCAUCCUGAUGCCCAGCGCCUGCGCUAGUCCACUGCGGCUGACGUCACAUCCAGCAUGGCGGUCAAGGUGCAAGCAACCAAAAGGGCCGACCCCCAAGACUUAAAGCCUGUUUUUCUGAAGUAUGCAAGCGUGGUGCAUGAUGGAGAGCAUUACAUGACCCCCAAGGACUUUGUGCAGAGUUACCUGGGUCUGCAUACACAGCUUCAACACAAUCCCCAAACUGUGGAGCUGAUAGCUGGAGUGGCCGACACCACUAAGGAUGGAUUGAUCUCUUUCCAAGAGUUUCUGGCCUUUGAAGCAGUUCUAUGUGCCCCAGAUGCCCUGUUCAUAGUUGCCUUCCAGUUGUUUGACAAGACUGGUACAGGGAACAUCUCAUUUGAGAAUGUACGUGACAUCUUCAGCCAGACUACAGUCCAUCACCACAUUCCCUUUAACUGGGACUGUGAGUUCAUCAGACUACACUUCGGCCAUGAAAGGAACAAAAACCUCAGCUACGCAGAGUUCACCCAGUUUCUGCAGGAGCUGCAGCUUGAGCAUGCCCGCCAGGCAUUUGCACAAAAAGACAAGAGCAAAAGUGGCACCAUCACUGCCUUAGACUUCAGCGACAUCAUGGCCACCAUCAGGCACCACAUGCUGACUCCGUUUGUCGAGGAGAAUCUGGUUUCAGCUGCAGGAGGGAGCACCUCCCACAUGGUCAGCUUCUCCUACUUCAAUGCCUUCAAUGCUCUCCUCAACAACAUGGAGCUGGUCCGCAAGAUUUACAGCACGGUGGCGGGCACGCACAAAGACACUCUCGUCACCAAAGAGGAGUUUGUUCAUGCUGCAAAUAAGUUUGGUCAAAUCACUCCAAUGGAAAUUGACAUCCUGUACCAGCUCGUUGGUCUCCACUCGCACUCUGGGCGGCUGAACCAUGCAGACAUUGAGAGAAUAGCCCCGCUGGAGGAAGGAGCCAUGCCAUACCACCUAGCAGAGAGCCAUAGACAGCACGCUCACGAAACAUCUCGACCCAUCUGGCUCCAGGCUGCGGAGUCUGCCUACAGGUUUACUCUGGGCUCAAUCGCUGGAGCCGCCGGCGCCACGGCUGUGUACCCUAUCGACCUGGUGAAGACGCGCAUGCAGAACCAACGCUCCACAGGCUCCUUUGUAGGAGAGCUGAUGUACAAGAACAGCUUUGACUGCGCAAAGAAAGUGCUCCGUUAUGAGGGCUUCUUUGGCUUUUACAGAGGUCUCCUCCCGCAGCUCAUUGGCGUUGCCCCGGAGAAAGCUAUCAAACUCACGGUGAACGAUUUUGUCAGAGACAAGUUCACCAAACAGGAUGAUACCAUCCCUCUUCCCGCAGAGAUUCUUGCUGGUGGAUGUGCUGGAGGUUCCCAGGUGAUUUUCACCAACCCUCUGGAGAUUGUUAAGAUCCGUCUGCAGGUGGCUGGAGAGAUCACUACUGGCCCAAGGGUCAGUGCCCUGACUGUUGUGAGGGACCUGGGCUUCUUUGGCCUCUACAAGGGAGCCAAAGCUUGUUUCCUCCGUGACAUUCCCUUCUCCGCCAUCUACUUCCCCGUUUAUGCCCACACCAAGGAGAAGCUGGCAGAUGAGGAUGGAAGGCUGGGGCCGCUGCAGCUGCUCACUGCUGGAGCUAUUGCAGGCAUACCAGCGGCUUCGUUGGUGACCCCUGCUGAUGUCAUCAAGACCAGGCUCCAGGUGGCAGCCAGAGCAGGCCAGACGACUUAUAACGGAGUCAUCGACUGCUUCAGGAAGGUCCUCAAGGAGGAAGGUUUCAGAGCAUUUUGGAAGGGCACAGGAGCUCGCGUCUGCAGAUCAUCACCGCAGUUUGGUGUAACGUUGGUGACCUAUGAACUGUUACAGAGAUGGCUCUAUGUUGACUUUGGAGGACAUCGUCCUGCUGGCUCCGAGCCCAUUCCCAAAUCUACAAUCACGGACCUUCCUUCUGUGACACCAGACCACCUGGGUGGUUACCGUCUGGCUGCUGCAACGUUUGCUGGUGUGGAGAGAAAAUUUGGCCUGCACCUGCCCAAGUUUAAGCCUUCCGGAGAGGUGACAAUCCAAUCAGAGACAUCCAAAACGAAGGUUCAGCCCUCAUAAACAGUCACUUCUCAUGAGGGCUGCAUGCUCUUCCAGCCCUCAUUUCCUCCUUUACUUAAUCACAUUUCAAUUCAGUGCAUAUGAGCGGUUGUCUUACUUUAAACGCUGCAUGGGUAUGGCUUUUAUUGCAUUUUCUUUGCAUAGCUUGCACAGUUUUUUUUUUGUACAUAUUGUACUUCUCCACAGAGGGACAUUAUGGCAUUACAAAGGAUUGUUACUGUGCUUUUCUGGUGUGCAUGUGUGACUUACAUUUAAGAGACAUGAGGAUGUACAGAUAUUUUCAAAGUAUUUAUUUUGAAAUCAUGACCGGGGA